This is a messenger RNA of Ipomoea triloba (trilobed morning glory), 687 nucleotides long. Its product is annotated as CASP-like protein 4D1. The record is from RefSeq and is a predicted model, not a curated record. Lineage: Eukaryota; Viridiplantae; Streptophyta; Magnoliopsida; Solanales; Convolvulaceae. The coding region runs from base 73 to 597 and encodes 174 amino acids. The transcript is spliced from 3 exons.
GCAAAAAGAACAUUGGAACUUUGAUCUCUGCAGACACAUAUUAUUGCUCUUAUCAUACAUAUAUAAGAUCAAAUGGGUCGUUUAGCCAUGUUGAAUCUUGUACUGAGGUUACUUUCGCUUGCCGGCCAGGUUGUUUCCGUCAUCCUCUUCCUCUCCGCCACCUCCGACAACGACAAAAACUGCGACAACAACAUUGCUUUCGAUUUCGAUGUCAAACCCCAAUUCACCUUCAACAAGUUUUCCGCCUAUCGAUACACAGUAGCUGUGAAUGGGAUUGGAAUUUUGUAUUCUUUCGUGCAAAUUGUGUCAGCAGUAUUCCAUGGGAAAUCUGGGGAUCACUCCUACCAGGGACUCGUUAAAUUUAAUCUGUACGGCGACAAGGUAGUGUCCAUUCUACUGGGGACAGGAGUGGCUGCUGGAUUUGGGCUUACGUUGGACUUGAAACACCUUCCUUGUUCUUCAAUCAUCACCGGAAGAUUUCUUGACAAAAUGGCUGUGGCUUGUAGCUAUAGUCUUGGAGGAUUUGUAUCCACCGCCGUAGCAUCUUUUAUCUCUGUCAAAAUUUUCGAGACCUCGUUAAAUGAUUGUUCUUGUUAGUUAAAUCUUCAAGGAUAUGAUGAUCAUUGCUUCGUGGUUUAUAAUUAAAUUUAUUUGGUGAAUAAUUCUUUACAGGUUGGGAAGUUAUCG